GGCUUUACUGAAGGAGACACAUCUGUCCCUGACUGCGACAGACAGAACGCUGAGGAGGAGUCCGACUUUUCACUGGUGACAUUUAAGCCAGGAGCCCUGCAAGACUUUUCCUUUAAAAAGAGCAGAUAUAUCAAGUGGACGAAAGAGGCUGACACAUUUUAAGUGAGUAUACGCUUGUUUUAACUACUCUUUUGCACUGCUGAGAUUUUUUUUAGCGUGUUCAUGAUGUGUGGUCUGAUGUUAAAUAUCGUUUUUUUUCUUCAAUUUUCUUGCAGAGUGUGAACUUAACAGAUGAGAGAAGCAGACAUGGUGAGUCUGAUUUAUUUGACUCCUUUACUGUUUUAUUGCAGGCGUCGUUUACUAAUCUCGCGUGAUUCCACAUAAAUGUCUAAGUACAGCAGACUGAAUCCUAACAGUCUACUCUUUAGCAAAUCGACUAAACAUCUGCUUAUGUAGCGUUGUUUCAGAAGUCUGGUAGGACAGUGAAGAUCAGAUGUCUCCAUCGUUAAAGUAAAUAAUAGUGUUUUGUACUCCAAAGAUGGAGCAGAUUCAGAUUCAGAGUUUAUUGUCAUUAUACACCAAGUUAUAACGAAAUUAGUUGAGGAUGCUCUUCCCAGUGUGCAACAAAAGCAAUAAAUAAAAAAACAAUAAGUGUAAAAGCACACAGUAUAAAAACAAUACAAUACAGCCUACUUAAAAAACUGUAAAUAAUGAAAUACACCAUAUCAAAGUAUAUAACUGUUUAACUGACUGCGAUUUUGAAGUAGUAGCUAUCCUGGAAUUGUGCAAUAACACACUAAAAUCAUUUGUGACACAUUGAGUGUCAGUGGACGUUUUCCUGCAUUGUCGCAUGACUAAAUGUCUCAGCUCCUUUCUCAAGUUCUUGCAACAUCUAACAGAUUUAUGAUGAAAACUAUGCAGGGCAGGAGGUCUUCCUCCAGGGUCAAAGGCUUGAAUGGACAGUCUAGAGUAGGAAGAGAAGGGUCUCACAGGUUCAAAGGUUACUGUACUGACAUGAGUCCAAGAAAGAAGUGUGCUUUAUGUUGGAUGUGACCUCUGUGGUCAAGAAUGGACCUGUAUCCUGUGUGUGUCUGCUGCUUGUGUUGCUCGAACAUCUUACCUCUCUGCUUAUAUUCAUAUUUUUUAAGACAAUGUCUCCUUGGAUAUGAGCUUUACAUGAACUAAAAUCUGAUGAUGUUAACAAAACUAGCUGAUUUAAGAUGUUACAAACCUGCUUGACAACUAUUCCAGCUUGUUUGCAGAGGGAAAGUGAGUUUAAUCUCUCUCCUUAUGCUUUAUAUCUUGUUUUAAGCUCUACAUUCUCUGUCACAUGAUCUCCCAUGCCCUGUUUGAGUUUGAGAGUGAGCCACUACAGCUCACUGGCUGAUUCGGACCAAUCAGCAAAGUGAGGAAACAAGAGUAUUAUAUUCCUGAGUGUGUCACUGGUGGAUUUCAUAUUCAGGCAUGCAGCACUCUUAAAGAGGCAGGCCCAUGUAGCUUUAUCGAGACCCAUACUCGUCCACUUUCUCCCUGAUGUACUGCAGAUGUUUUCACUUUGCUCCUGGAGUUGUUUCAGACCAGAGAUGAAUAGCUGAGGUUGGACAUUAGUGCUGUGAUUUCUGUAAAAACGUGAAGAUAAACAGACAGCUGUCUGGCUGUUGUGUUGAAUCACUCCUGAGUCAGAGAUAAAAGGGCGUUGACUUUUGUUUUGGUGUGGUCGGAAAAUUAACGGACACACUUGUUUGUGUGUGUGUGUCUAUUGACAGUGCUUGUUCUUUGAGGUGCAGGUUUGCUGUCCUUCAGGAGACAAUGAGAGUAAAGCUGUUCAUUUAAGAGAGUCUAGCAAGCCUGAACGUGCCCUCACUAAAGAACUGGCUUUUUCUCAGCUUUCUUUGUUAAACUAUUGGAGGCUUACUUUUUUAUUUCUGGGACUGAUUUAUUGACCACUCUUUUUUUCUUUGUUUCCUCAGCUCUGCCUACGUGACUCGAGCGAGUGCUUACGGGAGCAGAUGCAGUACAUGAUGAGGUCACUGCAGGACCUGAAACGACUGCGGAGAACCUGCAGCCCUACAGCCAGACACCCCCUCGCUCCCAUCAGCACCCAGCUCCCAGCUUUGGUGCGGCACUCUGCUUUGACUCGAGUGUGUCAGCAGCGAGCAUUACAGAGAGAGCAGCGAACACGGCUACGGAUGUCCGACGCCAGCACAGCCAGUACCUAUGACUCUGCUUGCUGCCUGUCCAGUCCUCUGGAGGAGGAAGAUGAAGAUGAAGAUGAAGAAUCCAGCAGCCGGCUGGGUUUGAGCCUCAGACUGGGUUUGGGUUCUCCAAGUAGCAGGAAAAGUUUGGACUUGGAUUCAGGUUACUCAGAGGCAUCAUGGCAGGAUGAAGGAGUGGUGCUGAGGAGGACGAGGAACGUGCGGGUGUCGUCUUCUGCUUGUCUCCGCACAAACAGAGCACCCAGCGGGCGUGUUCGACCCAAAUCCACCUCUGAUGCCUGUCUGGAGACAUGGACAUCAUUUGAGCUGAGCGACCCAGAGGACUGGACAAACUCUUUACUGACCAGGGGACGGAACCGCCAGCCUCUGGUUCUGGGUGAUAACAGCUUUGCAGACCUCAUUCAGAACUGGAUGGACUUGCCAGAUUGUCCAGAACCUACUGAGCUGAAGCCAAAUCCAAGACACAGAGUGGGCAGAGGAUUCUUUGUGAAUAUGAGGAGAAAACUGGCAGGGUUUUCAAAGACUGUAGAGGACAGAGUAAAAAUGAGAUCCACAGACUCUACUUGUGCGGACAGAGCUGCGAACGCCUCCAAACGUCUGUCCUGUCCAGUUGUUGCAGCGCAGCCCAAAGUGCCGUUUUUCCAUCUGUCUCACUCAGGCAUUAAUGAACUGGACUCUGACUUUUAUCACUUUGCUGCUCUGAUGAAGUCAGGCAGUCGACAGCCAAUAAUCUGCAAAGAUAUCAUUGGCUACAUCUGACAGUUUCACAAAACACCCUGUACAGAUCGGACAAUCAUCAGAGCCACUUUAUUUUUAUAUGACUGUUUUUUUUUGUUUUUUUUACUUUUUAUAUAAUGUGUCCAAGCUCAUGAAAAUAAAGAUGUUCUCAUUAUUUAAACUCCUUUAUCUCUUGUUUAUAUAACCAAGGUCCUGCAUGUGCAACAAGAUAUGUGGUUGGUUGAUAUAAAUGAGCAUUUUUAUCAGCAUGGCGCUUCCUUCCGCCUCAGACAUCUGAGUGUUACUACAGCUUAUUGGAGUCAGGCUCUACUGGAUUUGUUAAGGGAGGCUUCAACUGUCUGCAGUAAAGCAAAUGAAUGUAAGGUAAUUAGUUUUCAUUAGAAAUGUAAUACUCUUGAGUGUGCAGGAUGAAGAUAGCAGCUGCAAAGUUUAAUGUAAUUGGUUUCUAAUAAAAAAGUCCAACUGAAGACAUGAUAA
Molecule: messenger RNA, 3431 nt
Organism: Xyrichtys novacula (pearly razorfish)
Lineage: Eukaryota; Metazoa; Chordata; Actinopteri; Labriformes; Labridae
Source: the annotation of a GenBank genome assembly